This is a messenger RNA of Mesitornis unicolor (brown roatelo), 1053 nucleotides long. RefSeq names its product trace amine-associated receptor 5-like. Gene Ontology annotation, biological process: G protein-coupled receptor signaling pathway. NCBI's taxonomy places the organism in Eukaryota, Metazoa, Chordata, Aves, Mesitornithiformes, Mesitornithidae. Gene Ontology annotation, molecular function: trace-amine receptor activity. The record is from RefSeq and is a predicted model, not a curated record. Gene Ontology annotation, cellular component: membrane.
AUGAGGUCAGCCCAGGACACCAGUGCUGAGGAGGGAGUGCUCACCACCUUGUGCUACGAGGCAAACAGCUCCUGCUACAGGACCUUACACCCCUACGGGAUCCAGCUGGGCAUUUACCUGGCCUGUGCCUUGGGCAUGCUGAUCAUGGUGCUGGGGAACCUGCUUGUCAUCUUUGUCAUUUCCCAUUUCAAAGCCCUGCACACCCCCAUCAACCUCGUGCUCCUCUCCCUUGCCCUUGGUGUCCUCCUCCUGGGGCUGACGGUCCUGCCCUUUAGCCCCAUCCAGUCUGUAGAGAGCUGCUGGUGUUUCGGAGAUGACUUCUGUAGGCUGCACACCUUUCUGGACACACUCCUUUGCUUGACCUCCGUAUUUCAUCUGUGUUUCAUUUCCAUUGAUCAACAUUGUGCCAUUUGUGACCCUUUGCUCUACCCAACAAAGUUCACUGUAAGAGUGGCCUGCAUUUACAUUGGGGUGGGGUGCGUAAUGCCUAUGGUUUAUACCUCUGUCUUCCUCUACACUAAUGCGAUUGCAGAAGGACUGGGCCAUUUUUUGCAGGAUGUGCCCUGUGUUGGUAGCUGUCAGCUGCUGUUUAACAAGCUCUGGGGGUGGUUGAACUUCCUGGUGUUCUUCUUCCUUUGAUUCAUAACAAUAGUUUUGUAUGUAAAAAUAUUUACUGUGGUUAACAAGCAAGGGCUGAUGAACAACAUGAACAGGAGUCUCGGGUCUCAGCCACACAUAGGAGCCUCCAAGAGUUAAAGGAAAGCAGUGAAGACUCUUGGGGUAGCUGUAGAAGUCUACCUGCUGCACUGGUUGCUCUUUACUAUUGACACCAUGGUAGACAGUCUUCUGGAUUUCAUUACCCCCCCAGUUCUGUUUGACAUCCUAAUUUGGUUUGCUUACUUCAAUUCUGCCUGCAAUUCCUUGAUCUAUGUAUUCUCCUACAGCUGGUUCAGGAAAGCUGCAAAACGAAUCUUAACUCAUGAGAUAUUUUGUUCCAGGACAUCUACAGUAGACUUGUACCAGGAAGGACCAGAGCUUUCCCAUGCACUGUAG